Molecule: messenger RNA, 5709 nt
Organism: Pipistrellus nathusii (Nathusius's pipistrelle)
Lineage: Eukaryota; Metazoa; Chordata; Mammalia; Chiroptera; Vespertilionidae
Source: the annotation of a GenBank genome assembly
AUGGCCCCUGGACCAGCACCAGGGAGGAGGAUGCUGCCCCUUGUGUCCGCACUCGUGAUGCUUGGUUUGAUGGCCGGCGCCCACAGCGACAGCAAACCUGUCUUCAUUAAGGUCCCCGAGGACCAGACCGGGCUGUCGGGAGGGGUGGCCUCCUUCGUGUGCCAAGCCACAGGGGAGCCCAAGCCGCGUAUCACAUGGAUGAAGAAGGGGAAGAAAGUCAGCUCCCAGCGCUUCGAGGUCAUCGAGUUUGAUGACGGGGCAGGGUCUGUGCUGCGGAUCCAGCCACUACGGGUGCAGCGCGAUGAAGCCAUCUACGAGUGCACGGCCACCAACAGUCUGGGAGAGAUCAACACCAGUGCCAAGCUCUCGGUCCUGGAAGAGGACCAGCUGCCCGCCGGCUUCCCCUCCAUCGACAUGGGGCCCCAGCUGAAGGUGGUGGAGAAGGCGCGCACGGCCACCAUGCUGUGCGCGGCCGGCGGGAACCCAGACCCUGAGAUCUCCUGGUUCAAGGACUUCCUCCCCGUGGAUCCCACCACAAGCAACGGCCGCAUCAAGCAGCUGCGUUCAGGUGCCUUGCAGAUCGAGAGCAGCGAGGAGUCGGACCAAGGCAAGUACGAGUGUGUGGCGACCAACUCCGCAGGCACACGCUACUCGGCCCCCGCCAACCUGUAUGUGCGAGUGCGCCGCGUGGCUCCGCGUUUCUCCAUCCCUCCCACUAGCCAGGAGGUGAUGCCGGGCGGCAGCGUGAACCUGACGUGCGUGGCCGUGGGCGCCCCCAUGCCCUACGUGAAGUGGAUGAUGGGGGCCGAGGAGCUCACCAAGGAGGACGAGAUGCCCGUCGGCCGCAACGUGCUGGAGCUCAACAACGUGGUGCGUUCGGCCAACUACACCUGCGUGGCCAUCUCCUCACUGGGCAUGAUCGAGGCCAUGGCCCAGGUCAGCGUGAAAGCUUUGCCGAACCCUCCAAUUGACCUCGUGGUGACAGAGACGACGGCCACCAGCGUCACCCUCACCUGGGACUCCGGGAACGCGGAGCCCGUGUCCUACUACGGCAUCCAGUACCGGGCGUCGGGCGCGGAGGGGCCCUUCCAGGAGGUGGACGGCGUGGCCACCACCCGCUACAGCAUCGGCGGCCUCAGCCCCUUCUCGGAGUACGCCUUCCGCGUGCUGGCGGUGAACAGCAUCGGGCGCGGGCCCCCGAGCGAGGCGGUGCGGGCGCGGACGGGGGAGCAGGCGCCCUCCAGCCCGCCGCGCCGCGUGCAGGCGCGCAUGCUGAGCGCCAGCACCAUGCUGGUGCAGUGGGAGCCGCCCGAGGAGCCCAACGGCCUGGUGCGGGGCUACCGCGUCUACUACACCCCCGACGCCCGCCGCCCCCUGAGCGCCUGGCACAAGCACAACACGGACGAGGGCCUCCUCACCACCGUGGGCAGCCUGCUGCCCGGCAUCACCUACAGCCUGCGGGUGCUGGCCUUCACCGCGGUGGGCGACGGCCCCCCCAGCCCCACCAUCCAGGUCAAGACACAGCAAGGAGUGCCGGCCCAGCCCACGGACUUCCAGGCCGAGGUGGAGUCGGACACGAGGAUCCAGCUCUCGUGGCUGCUGCCCCCGCAGGAGCGGAUUGUCAAGUAUGAGCUGGUGUACUGGGCAGCAGAGGAGGAAGGCCAGCAGCAGAAGGUGACCUUCGAUCCUACCUCCUCCUACACCCUAGAGGACCUGAAGCCCGACACGCUGUACCACUUCCAGCUGGCCGCCCGCUCCGAGACGGGCUUGGGCGUCUUCACCCCCACCAUCGAGGCCCGCACGGCACAGUCCACCCCCUCCGCCCCUCCCCAGAAGGUGACCUGUGUGAGCACGGGCUCCACCACGGUCCGGGUAAGUUGGGUCCCGCCGCCGGCCGACAGCCGCAACGGCGUGAUCACCCAGUACUCGGUGGCCUACAAGGCGGUGGACGGCGAGGACCGCCGGCGGCAGGUGGUGAACGGCAUCAGCCGCGAGCACUCCAGCUGGGACCUGGUGGGCCUGGAGAAGUGGACGGAGUACCGGGUGUGGGUGCGGGCGCACACGGACGUGGGCCCCGGCCCCGAGAGCAGCCCGGUGCUGGUGCGCACCAACGAGGACGUGCCCAGCGGGCCGCCGCGGAAGGUGGAGGUGGAGCCGCUCAACUCCACCGCCGUGCACGUGUCCUGGAAGCUGCCCGUCCCCAGCAAGCAGCACGGCCAGAUCCGAGGCUACCAGGUCACCUACGUGCGGCUGGAGAACGGCGAGCCCCGCGGCCCACCCAUCAUCCAGGACGUCAUGCUGGCUGAGGCCCAGGAAACCACCAUCAGCGGCCUGACCCCGGAGACCACCUACUCCAUUACGGUCGCUGCCUACACCACCAAGGGAGAUGGUGCCCGAAGCAAGCCCAAAAUUGUCAUGACGACGGGGGCCGUCCCAGGCCGGCCCACCAUGAUGGUCAGCGCCACAGCCAUGAACACCGCCCUGCUCCAGUGGAACCCGCCCAAGGAGCUGCCCGGGGAGCUGCUGGGCUACCGGCUGCAGUACCACCGGGCCGACGAGACGAAGCCCAACACCUUAGACUUUGGCAAGGAGGACCAGCACUACACGGUCACCGGCCUGCACAAGGGGGCCACCUACGUCUUCCGCCUUGCCGCCAAGAACCGGGCCGGCCUGGGCGAGGAGUUCAAGAAGGAGAUCGUGACCCCCGAGGACGUGCCCAGCGGCUUCCCGCAAAACCUGCGCGUGACCGGGCUGACGGCCUCCACCACGGACCUGGCCUGGGACCCCCCGGUGCUGGCGGAGCAGAACGGGCGCAUCACCGGCUACACCGUGGUGUACCAUGACAUCAACAGCCAGCAGGAGCUGCAGAACGCCACCGCCGGCACGCGGCUCACGCUCUCGGGCCUCACGCCCGACACCACGUACGACAUCAAGGUCCGCGCGCACACCGGCAAAGGCGCCGGCCCGCUCAGCCCCAGCAUCCAGUCCCGGACCAUGCCCGCGGAGCAAGUGUUCGCCAAGAACUUCCGGGUGGCGGCCGCGAUGAAGACGUCCGUGCUGCUCAGCUGGGAGGUUCCCGACUCCUACAAGUCGGCCGUACCCUUCAAGAUCCUGUACAACGGGCAGAGCGUGGAGGUGGACGGACACUCGAUGCGGAAGCUGAUCGCACACCUGCAGCCGAACACGGAGUACUCGUUCGUGCUGAUGAACCGGGGCAGCAGCGCGGGGGGCCUGCAGCACCUCGUGUCCAUCCGCACGGCCCCCGACCUCCUGCCGCACAAGCCGGUGCCCGCCUCUGCCUACAUGGAGGACGGCCGCUUCACCCUCUCCAUGCCCCACGUGCAGGACCCCGCCCUCGUCAGGUGGUUCUACAUCGUGGUGGUGCCCAUUGACCGUGGUGUGGGCGGGAGCAUGCUGGCCCCGAGGUGGAACACGCCGGAGGAGCUGGAGCUGGACGAGCUCCUGGAGGCCAUCGAGCAGGGCGGCGGCGGCGGCGAGCGGCGGCGGCGGCGGCGGCGGCAGGCAGAGCGGCUGAAGCCUUACGUGGCCGCUCGGGUGGACGUGCUCCCCGAGACCUUCACCCUGGGGGACAAGAAGAGCUACCAGGGCUUCUACAACCCGCCCCUGUCCCCGGACCUCAGCUACCAGUGCUUUGUGCUCGCCUCCCUGAAGGAGCCCGUGGACCAGAAGCGCUACGCCGCCAGCCCCUACUCCGACGAGAUUGUGGUCCAGGUGGCGCCGGCCCAGCAGCAGGAGGAGCCCGAGAUGCUGUGGGUGACGGGCCCCGUCCUGGCGGUCAUCCUCAUCAUCCUCAUCGUCAUCGCCAUCCUCCUGUUCAAGAGGAAAAGGACCCACUCCCCAUCGUCCAAGGACGAGCAGUCGAUUGGGCUGAAGGACUCGUUGCUGGCCAACUCCUCCGACCCCGUGGAGAUGCGCAGGCUCAACUACCAGACCCCAGGUAUGCGCGACCACCCGCCCAUCCCCAUCACCGACCUCGCGGACAACAUCGAGCGCCUCAAGGCCAACGACGGCCUCAAGUUCUCCCAGGAGUAUGAGUCCAUUGACCCUGGACAGCAGUUCACCUGGGAGAACUCCAACCUGGAGGUAAACAAGCCCAAGAACCGCUACGCGAAUGUCAUCGCCUACGACCACUCCCGCGUCAUCCUGACCUCCAUCGACGGCGUCCCAGGCAGCGACUACAUCAACGCCAACUACAUCGACGGCUACCGCAAGCAGAACGCCUACAUCGCCACGCAGGGCCCCCUGCCCGAGACCAUGGGCGACUUCUGGCGGAUGGUGUGGGAGCAGCGCACGGCCACCGUGGUCAUGAUGACGCGGCUGGAGGAGAAGUCCCGGGUGAAGUGUGACCAGUACUGGCCGCUCCGCGGCACCGAGACCUACGGCCUCAUCCAGGUGACGCUGCUGGACACCGUGGAGCUGGCCACCUACACCGUGCGCACCUUCGCGCUCCACAAGAGCGGCUCCAGUGAGAAGCGGGAGCUGCGCCAGUUCCAGUUCAUGGCCUGGCCGGACCACGGCGUCCCCGAGUACCCCACCCCCAUCCUGGCCUUCCUGCGGCGCGUCAAGGCCUGCAACCCGCUGGACGCGGGGCCCAUGGUGGUGCACUGCAGCGCCGGGGUGGGCCGCACGGGCUGCUUCAUCGUGAUCGACGCCAUGCUGGAGCGCAUGAAGCACGAGAAGACGGUGGACAUCUACGGCCACGUGACCUGCAUGCGGUCCCAGCGCAACUACAUGGUGCAGACGGAGGACCAGUACGUGUUCAUCCACGAGGCGCUGCUGGAGGCCGCCACGUGCGGGCACACGGAGGUGCCGGCCCGCAGCCUCUACGCCCACAUCCAGAAGCUGGGCCAGGUGCCUCCCGGGGAGAGCGUGACCGCCAUGGAGCUCGAGUUCAAGCUGCUGGCCAGCUCCAAGGCCCACACGUCCCGCUUCAUCAGCGCCAACCUGCCCUGCAACAAGUUCAAGAACCGCCUGGUGAACAUCAUGCCCUACGAGCUGACCCGAGUGUGCCUGCAGCCCAUCCGGGGCGUGGAGGGCUCCGACUACAUCAACGCCAGCUUCCUGGACGGCUAUCGGCAGCAAAAGGCCUACAUAGCCACGCAGGGGCCUCUGGCAGAGAGCACCGAGGACUUCUGGCGCAUGCUGUGGGAGCACAACUCCACCAUCAUCGUCAUGCUGACCCGGCUCCGGGAGAUGGGCAGGGAGAAGUGCCACCAGUACUGGCCGGCAGAGCGCUCUGCUCGCUACCAGUACUUCGUCGUUGACCCGAUGGCCGAGUACAACAUGCCGCAGUACAUCCUGCGAGAGUUCAAGGUCACGGACGCCCGGGACGGGCAGUCGCGGACCAUCCGGCAGUUCCAGUUCACAGACUGGCCGGAGCAGGGCGUGCCCAAGACCGGGGAGGGCUUCAUCGACUUCAUCGGGCAGGUGCACAAGACCAAGGAGCAGUUCGGGCAGGACGGGCCCAUCACGGUGCACUGCAGUGCCGGCGUGGGCCGCACCGGGGUGUUCAUCACGCUGAGCAUCGUCCUGGAGCGCAUGCGCUACGAGGGCGUGGUGGACAUGUUCCAGACCGUGAAGACCCUGCGCACACAGCGCCCAGCCAUGGUGCAGACGGAGGACCAGUACCAGCUGUGCUACCGUGCAGCCUUGGAGUACCUCGGCAGCUUUGACCACUAUGCAACGUAA